This is a messenger RNA of Blepharisma stoltei, 1356 nucleotides long. NCBI's taxonomy places the organism in Eukaryota, Ciliophora, Heterotrichea, Heterotrichida, Blepharismidae. The record is from the annotation of a GenBank genome assembly.
AUGGGUGCACUGAUUAGAGAAGUUGAAAUCCUUAAAGCGCUUGAUCACCCAAAUAUUAUCAGAUUUUAUGGGGCAUAUGAAGAUGACAUAAACUUGUACAUAGUCAUGGAACUUUGCUCUGGAAAAGAGCUUUUCCACAAAAUAGUUAACACUGAUCAAAUAGAUGAGCAUAAUGCCCAAGCAAUUAUGAGGAAAAUUCUAAUGGCAGUCAACCAUCUCCAUGCAAAUGGGAUAGUCCAUCGAGAUUUGAAACCGGAGAAUAUUUUAUUCGAAUCAAAUGAAGAAAAUGCAGAAUUAAAAAUUGUUGACUUUGGCCUUUCCCGUAAGUUUCAAAGAAAGUCCAAGCAUUUCCAUGGAGCGGUAGGUACUCCAUAUUACAUGGCUCCUGAAAUUAUAAAAGGAUCAUACAAUUUCAAAUGUGACCUAUGAAGUAUCGGCGUAAUUUUGUACAGUAUGAUAUGCCGAAGAUUGCCUUUUUGCGAAAGAUUUGACUGUGAUACAUUUAAAAAAAUUAAAUCAGGGGAUUUUAGCACAGAUAACGAUUUAUGGAGGCAAGCCUCAAGUGAUGCAAAAAAUUUAAUCAGAAAGCUAUUAGAAGUGAAUCCGUCAAAAAGACUGUCAGCAGCUCAAGCAUUAGAACAUCCUUGGUUCAAAGCGAUGCCACAACCAAAAGUUUCUAUUGACAAAUCAUUAUUGAGUUCUCUGCAGGACUAUUGUAAAUCAUCUUUAUUUCAAAAACAGGCUCUAAAUAUUUUGGUCAAGCAUUUAAGCUUUUCUGAUUUGAAAGAGCUUAAACAAAUAUUUAUAGGCUUAGACCGUUCUUGAUCAGAAGGGAAAAUGCCUCUAUUGAGAAGCUGAGGAUUUCAGCCCUGGAUCAUGAUGCCUUGAGUAGCCUGCCCCGCUAGCGUUCGCUGCGGAAUCCACUGUACUUCAGGAAGCGGGAACUUUAAUUACCAUCAUAAUCUAAUAGGCUUAGACCAAGAUUUAAACGGGAAAAUUUUUAGAAAAUCUUUAACUCAUGCAUUGGAGAAUUCAGGAUUCAAAUUAGCCCAUGAUGAAAUUAAAAAUCUCAUGAAGUCAAUUGAUAUAGACAAGAAUGGAGUCAUAAAUUACUCAGAAUUUUUGGCUGCUGCAUUGCUUUCAAGACACAAUCUAGAACAAGAAGAAUUGGGAUAUAUUUAUAACCAAUUCGAUACCAAUAAAAAAGGAUUUAUUACGGGCAAAGACAUUGAGGAAACGUUUAAUAGAUGUGGGCGUGAUAUGAAUAGACAUUCUGUUAAACUAAUAAUGACAGAAAUCGGAAAAUCUGAAGAAGAAACAAUAACUUAUGCAGAGUUUACAAAUAUAUUUGUAUAA